This is a messenger RNA of Nanorana parkeri, 2265 nucleotides long. It is a transcript of the gene MOGS, whose product is annotated as mannosyl-oligosaccharide glucosidase. Gene Ontology annotation, molecular function: Glc3Man9GlcNAc2 oligosaccharide glucosidase activity. NCBI's taxonomy places the organism in Eukaryota, Metazoa, Chordata, Amphibia, Anura, Dicroglossidae. Gene Ontology annotation, biological process: protein N-linked glycosylation; oligosaccharide metabolic process. The transcript has 3 exons. Gene Ontology annotation, cellular component: endoplasmic reticulum membrane. The record is from RefSeq and is a predicted model, not a curated record.
AUGACACGAGAGCGUAGGCGUCAUGGUGGAUCUGAGCAGCGUCCUCCAUCUUCCCGGAGAGCUCCACCCCCGGAGAGGGAUUGGAGCCGCGUGGUUCUGGUGACCAUCUUGUCCUGUGUGAUCGGAUUCGGGGCCUUUGCGUACAGCGGAUACAGGAAGUGGAGUCUGGCGGUGAAGGUUGUCACCCUUCAUCCCUCUCCCCCCAUCCUGCCGCCAAACAGCAGUUCCCCGGACUCCUCCCCCGACCUGUUCUGGGGCUCCUACAGGCCGCAGGUUUAUUUUGGGAUGAAGACACGAAGUCCGCGCUCUGUGGUCACAGGUAGGUGGGGGAGGGGCCCCUCCUCCCCGGGACAGCUCCUCUCCCUCUUCUUCUACGUGGCCACGGAUGGGCAGGGAACGCUGACCCCUCACAUGGACGGACGACACCUGAGUCAUGUGACCGGCACAUCGGAGGAGCUGAGCGGCUUCACCAUCAGAUUCACCAGACCGGAUGCAGAGGGCGGAGCCAUCAGCUACAACCACUUGGUGACGGCGUGCCCGGGGCUCCACCACAUCACCGACGUCGUACGCGGCAGCCUGACGGACCGCUUCAGCCACCCGUCCGGAGGUUCCGGCGCCAACAAGAGACGUUACUUCGGGGUGGACGUCUACAACCCUCCCCCUCAGCCGGGCUCCGACCACUCCAAGAUCAUCAUCCACCAGAUAACCAUGGCCCUCCCCUUCCAGGCCGAGAUCCUGUUUGAGUCGGACAGUUUCCUGGAGCGCUCGGUGCACCUGUCCGGACGGGCGCUGAGCGGCGAGCUGGAACGGCACAAGAAGGACAUGGCUGAGCGAUUUCAGCAGAUGUUCCGGCUGGAGGAGAAGGGCUUCAUCCCGGAGCAGGUGGCCUUCGCUCAGGCCGCCCUCUCCAACAUGGUGGGUGGGAUGGGUUACUUCUACGGAAGCUCGUUGGUCCAGUCCCGGUACAAUCCUGAACCCGUGGCUUAUGCGUUGGCUCCCCUCUUCACCGCAGUCCCUUCUCGCUCUUUCUUCCCUCGCGGCUUCCUGUGAGACGAGGGGUUCCACUUGCUGCUGAUUGCUCGCUGGAACCCGUCUCUGGCCUGGCAGUCCCUGGGUCACUGGUUGGAUCUAAUGAACGCCGAUGGCUGGAUCCCUCGGGAGCAGAUCCUCGGGCCCGAGGCUCGCAGUAAAGUGCCCUCCGAGUUUGUGGUUCAGCGGGACGAAAAUGCCAACCCCCCCACCCUGUUCCUGGCCCUGCGUCAGCUUCUGGCGGGCAGAAAUAUUCCAACUGAAGGCCUCCAGGUUCUUCGGCGUGCGCUUCCUCGACUUCAGACCUGGUACAACUGGUUCAACGAAACGCAGGCCGGUCCCCUUCCAUACACCUACCGGUGGCGCGGCCGGGACAGGGACACCAUGCAGUUUCUGAACCCGAAAACGCUGACGUCGGGCCUGGACGAUUACCCGCGGGCCUCUCACCCCUCGGAUGACGAGCGUCACGUGGACCUGAGGUGCUGGAUGGCUUUGGCGUCGGAAGUAAUGGCGGACAUCUGCGACCUGCUGGGGGAAGAUGGCGGCCGGUACAAGGAGUCGCACUCGGUGCUCUCCGACAACUCUCUCUUGGAUCGGCUCCACUGGUUCGAGCAGCUCGGCGGUUACGCUGAUUACGGAAACCACACACAGAACACGGUACUGGAGUGGGAGCGGACGCAGCCGUUCCCUGGGCAGGAUCCGCGCAGCGUCCCUCCCCCGAGGCUGAUACGGGCCGUGAAGAAGGUCCCGAAAUUACAGUAUGUCGGUGCUCUGGGCUACGUGUCCCUUUUCCCGUUCCUCCUGCAGAUCCUGUCCCCGGACUCCCCCAAACUGGGCCGCGUCCUGGAGCAGCUCAGGGACCCCGACAAACUCUGGACACCGUACGGCAUCCGCUCCUUGUCCAAGGGCAGCCCUAUGUACAUGAAGCGCAACACGGAACACGACCCGCCCUACUGGAGGGGACCCAUAUGGAUCAACAUGAACUACUUGGCGGUGAGGGCCCUGCACCACUACAGCCGGCUGGAGGGCCCGCAUCGGCAGAGGGCCACCGGUGUGUACCGCGAGCUCCGGAUCAACCUCAUUGCCAACCUGUACAGGCAGUAUAAGGAGACGGGCUUCCUCUGGGAGCAGUAUAGCGACAAAACGGGUUUUGGACAGGGGUGUCACCCGUUCACUGGGUGGAGCUCCUUGGUCGUCCUGAUCAUGGCUGAGGAAUACUGAGCAUGACGUAGAGGG